Messenger RNA from Thamnophis elegans (Western terrestrial garter snake), 1268 nucleotides. Its product is annotated as perlucin-like protein. The record is from RefSeq and is a predicted model, not a curated record. NCBI's taxonomy places the organism in Eukaryota, Metazoa, Chordata, Lepidosauria, Squamata, Natricidae. The coding region runs from base 300 to 917 and encodes 205 amino acids. The transcript is spliced from 7 exons.
CACAAACUCAAAGCAACGUGAAGGCAACGGGAGGAUUGAUCGGUAUCAUUACAGUAAACGAAUAUAAGCUAUUUUAUUUCAUACAACAGCCGAAUGCUUCAAAAUGAUAUGCUCAGCACAUUACAAUUUGUCAUAAUUGAAAUGGCUGCUGAGCAAAUACUGAAAGAACUUCUUGGAGUUUUGCAACACAGAAGCAUUGUCAUCCUCUCAAAACAAAACACUGAUUGUCUUUGGAGAAGUAGCUCGAUCUCAUUUUAAAGAAAUUUCUGGAGCCCCAUCAUACCAGAAGAAUAGAACAAAUGGAAGACCAGAUGAAAGUCUUUGGAAGCAACCUUGACGAUUCUGAAAGAAAUUACCAGAAUGUUGUUCGUCCAAACAGAACAAGAGCAAUGAAAGCAAAGUCAGAGGUGCCUUCACGGAUUGCCAGUCAUAGGGGUUGCAUCUCUUCAAGAACAUCUCAAAUCAUUCUUUACAUCUUGGUGUGUGUAUCCCUGUUGAUCGCAUCAGCUGCUCUUCUGCUGGCUUUUUUGAAAUUUUUCCCUCCAUGUCCAAAAGGCUGGCUGAAGUUCCAGACAAAUUGCUAUUAUUUCUCUACUGAUCAACAACCUUGGGAGAAGGCAAUGAAGAAAUGCCAAAUCCUCAAAGCUCACCUGGUAGUGAUUGAUGAUAAAAAUGACACAGAUAAACAGGAAUUUUUGGACAAUCUAAAUACUAGCUAUUGGAUUGGCCUCAGGAGGCAUCCUAAAGACAAGUGGAUGUGGAUAAAUGGCAAACCCUUUCCAGAGACGACUCAAUCCGUUGAAAAUAAUGAAAAAGAAAAUUGUAUGUAUAAUUUCUGGAAUGCUUCUAAAAGUAGGAAAAAGAAAAUUGCUUGUACAGAAUAUUUUCAUUAUAUCUGUGAAAAAGAACAAAUGUAAAAAUAUGCAAUUUUAUAAAGUUUACAUUUUCUUCUUUGAAAAAUCAUGUACUUCAUUGUUUGAUGGGUUUUAUAGAAUUUCUUACGGAGUUACAAUUUUUCAAAUGCAGCAAUAAUCAGAGUAAGACAUUCCAAUUUGAGAUGCUGCCACCUAACAAACACAAUUUGCCUUUUCUUGGUUUUUUUGUUUUUAUUAUACUGAAACAAGGGAGAAAAGAUGAUAAGGUGGAGCAUAUUUUAAAAAUGUUUAAGAAGAGUUGUAAUUUUAAACAAGAAGAAACAUCCCUAUUCAAUCAUUCUAACUUGGAAAACAGUUGCAUAGAUAAAGUUAAUAUGUGACUUAAAAUGUUAA